AUGGAAUUGGAAAAAAUUGAAGGCAAAAAUUAAGAAAAAAUUGAGGAAAUUCAGUUAGAAUUGGAAAGGCCAUAAAAAAGUAUAUUAAUGAAAGGACCUAACAUUAUUAUAUCUGGAAAUAAAGUAUAAUUAGCAUUCAAAGAAUCAGGAUAUGAAACUCUAAUUUUUUAGCCGCCAAUGACUAAUGAGAAUAGUUUAGUUAUUAACUUGAUAAAUGUAUAAAGAUUCAUUUCAUUAAAAGGGUUCUGGAGUUAGAGUGGGUAUAACUCUAAAUGAUCCUUCACUUAAUCUAAUUGAUUACCCGGUUGGAAUGCAUAAAUGUUAAUAUAGUUAUAGAGUAAAAGAUGGAUUUAAAUUUAAUGAUGGAAUUGGAAUUAAAUAUGGAAAUGGUAUCAAAAAAUCAGAACUUAUUCGAAUGCUAUUCAUUAAUAAUGAAUUAAUUUUUGAAGAAUAAGGUAAGUCUAUUGGUUGUGCUUUUAAAGUAUUACCAAUAAAGGAUGGAAAAUAUUAUCCAGCUAUUUCUAUUUUUUAAGAUGCUUAAGUUGAGUUUGUUUAUUAUUGA
Molecule: messenger RNA, 562 nt
Organism: Paramecium sonneborni
Lineage: Eukaryota; Ciliophora; Oligohymenophorea; Peniculida; Parameciidae
Source: the annotation of a GenBank genome assembly